Messenger RNA from Manduca sexta (tobacco hornworm), 2482 nucleotides. Its product is annotated as glucose transporter type 1. Gene Ontology annotation, molecular function: hexose transmembrane transporter activity. The transcript is spliced from 2 exons. Gene Ontology annotation, biological process: monosaccharide transmembrane transport. Gene Ontology annotation, cellular component: membrane. The record is from RefSeq and is a predicted model, not a curated record. NCBI's taxonomy places the organism in Eukaryota, Metazoa, Arthropoda, Insecta, Lepidoptera, Sphingidae. Bases 252 to 1631 code for a protein of 459 amino acids.
UGGAACAAAGUCUAGGGCUUACCAUAAAAAGUAAAAAUCUAAAUCUAUGCCUAAAAGUAGUCAUUGUAAAUGUGAAGAAGUGAUUAUAUGCGUGUUUACUGUUUACAAUCAAAAUAUGAUCUAUUAUUAUUUUUCGUUAUUAAAUUAUAUACAUUGAAGUGCGUACAAUGAACAUGAUUUUUUAGUGGUUGUGUAAAAUAAUAUAAUUUGUCUCGCAUUAUUUUGUCGAAGCAUCAUCACCCGGUGUGAAGAUGUCGGGCGGCACAACAGGCGCACUGCUGUACUCGGUGAGCGCGGCCGUGCUGGGCAUGUUCCAGUUCGGCUACAACACUGGCGUCAUCAACGCGCCGCGCACCUUCAUCGAGAACUUCAUCAGAGAACAGUACGAUGCUAGCCCAGCUCUCAUAUUCAGCGUGAUCGUCAGUAUCUUCGCCGUCGGUGGCAUGAUCGGCUGCCCGCUCGCCAGCUGGAUGCUAGAAAAGUUCGGGAGACAGAAGGCCCUACUCUUUAAUGCUGCAUUCGGUGUUCUCGGCGCAGUGUUAAUGGGAUUCAGUAAAAUGGCAUCGUCCGUUGAAAUGCUUAUCAUCGGCAGAUUCCUGAUUGGAAUCAAUUGCGGCUUUGCUACCACUGCGUCACCCACAUAUGUGUCAGAAAUCGCCCCCUUAAAUAUGCGGGGUGCUUUCGGCACAGUCAAUCAGUUGGCCGUAGCAUUUGGAAUGAUCUUCGGACAAAUUCUAGGCAUUGACGUGAUACUCGGCAGUAAUGAAGGCUGGCCAUGGUUAUUCAAACUUGCUGUGCUCCCUUCAGCAAUACAGUGUUUUAUGUUGCCGUUCGCUCCCGAAUCUCCAAGGUUCUUAUUGCUCGGUGUACGCGACGAGGAGAGAGCGAGAGAAGCGCUGACUAAAAUAAGAGGAAAUAGUGAAAUUGAAAAUGAAAUUAAUGAUAUGCACGCGGAAGAUCAGGCAGCUAGACAAGAGGAGAAGUUCACUAUUAUGGACUUGUUCAGAAUUCAGGCUUUAAGAACUCCACUUGUAAUCGGUAUCGUCAUGCAUCUCUCCCAACAAUUGGGUGGUAUUAACGCGGUCUUAUACUACUCCGCGACGAUAUUCGUCAGUGCUGGCCUCACAGAGGAGGAUGCAAGAUUGGCUGUCAUUGGUGUGGGCAGCACUUUGUUCGUGAUGGCUUUAGUAUCGAUACCUUUGAUGGAUCGGUUAGGAAGGCGCACUCUUCAAUUGGUCGGUCUUGGUGGUAUGACGGUCUUCUCCGUUCUCAUGACAAUAGCAUUCUUCACUUAUGAAAACAACAAGACCAUGAGCAUCUUCGCAGUUAUUUUCACGUUCCUAUACGUGGCGUUCUUCGGCGUUGGUCCUAGCUCGAUUCCUUGGAUGAUUCUUUCCGAGUUGUUCGGUCAGGGCGCGAGGAGUGCGGCUGUCAGUCUCGGUGCGCUUGUCAACUGGUUUGCCAAUUUCAUUGUUGGUUUGUCUUUCAUCCCUAUGUCUGACGCUUUAGGCAACUUCGUAUUCCUACCUUUCACAGUUCUUUUGAUUCUGUUCUUCGCCUUUACAUACUUCAAAUUACCAGAAACUAAAAACAGGACCAUCGAGGAAGUCACGGCUCUCUUUAAAAAGUAGUUCCGAAUUUAUUACAUUCCUUAGAAUAAGCGUACCAGUUAUUAUGUAAGUUUUACCAUUGUGAUUGUUAUUUAAUGAACGUAAUUGUAGAGCCUGACUGUAAGCUGAUAGGGUAUAUGAAAAAGUGUGGCUUAGUUUGUAGGUCACACGUGUUUCGACUAUUUUUAUCGAUUUUAAACCUUACAAGUGUGAACUGAAACACUAAUUUUACCUGCCAGUGGUGGAGAUAAAUAAUAACCUCUAUUUCAAGUCAAAAGUUUUGGCCUUGUAUUUAUCAACUAGCACACAAGAAGCGAUGCAGAUCUGAUGUUUGUACCUAAAGGCACAUCAUGCUAUGUAAUAUUUGGCAACUUCGCUCGUGUUGUGCGAGAUUUUGCAAUGAAUACGAGGAUUUUGGACAAGUAUUAGUAAAAAAAAACAUACUCUCUUGGCUUACAUCAGGUGGAGUACUUUGUGUAUCCCUUCCAUCACUUUGUGUAAAUGACUAAGACUGAUCAUGACACUUAAUACACAAAAGUUUAUACCUUCUUGAUAUUAUAAACAAUGUACUUAUUUAUAAUAUACACGGAAAUAUUAUUGUCUAUUGUUCGUUGGCAAACAUUUGUAGUUGUAGCCAAUGUUGGAACAAAUGUUCCUAUGUCAAAUCGCAGCACUUUGUAGAAUAUAUUAACCGCUGAUUGUUUUUGUUAAUGCAAUUUGUUUCCAAAGGUUCGAGGACCAAUGUUUUUAUAUUUUUACAUUUUAUAUUUUUUGAAGUGCAAUAAUGAAAUCAAAUGGCAACUGUUAUGAAGACAAAUUUACAAUCAAGAACUUUCGGUAUAAUUGUUAGAAAUAUAUUUUUAAUCAAUUUA